Lolium perenne is the source of this 633-nucleotide messenger RNA. RefSeq lists its product as uncharacterized. The record is from RefSeq and is a predicted model, not a curated record. NCBI's taxonomy places the organism in Eukaryota, Viridiplantae, Streptophyta, Magnoliopsida, Poales, Poaceae.
AAAAAUAGAAAGGAAAAUUGUAUCCCACCGUUCAAACAUCCAAGAACGAAAAGAACUCCCCCGAUUCUAGGGUUUCUCACGCGGGACCUGGGGGUUGCUGCGGCGAGGCAUAGCGUACCGACGGCGGAGCAGGAUACGCGGCGGCCUCAAGCGGAAGCGGCGGCGGUGCAUCUUCUGGGAUCAGAAAGAAAAAGUUUUGUCGUAAUGGGGCUAUUCAAGGGAAGCUUCACAUUUAUUCUGGGAAUGGGAUGUGGUGUCUAUGUAGCUCAGAACUACAGUGUUCCAGAUGUCAAGAAGUUGUACAAUACGUACUCUUUCGUGGCACAGUACCUUGAAAAAACUUACCGUAAGCCAGAGAAAGAGGAAGACUGAUUGUCAUUCCAUAGGUUCUUGCCACACCCCCAGGGAAUGCAUUAGUAUAGUUCUUGCAUGACUCAGAGUAUGUGCUGUGUAAAGGUCGUUUUCUUCUUUCAUGGUUGAACUAUGAGGGCUUAUCUUGACCAGUUAGGGAAUUCUAUUGUUGGAACAAUUUUGGGAUUGUUUGAAAAGCAUAACUUGCUACGUGUUGUUGGGAUAUGAACACUCCCUUUUGGUAGUUUUUUAAUUUACGAUAUCAAAGAGCGGCACUGGAUA